Ceraceosorus guamensis is the source of this 1870-nucleotide messenger RNA. Its product is annotated as P-loop containing nucleoside triphosphate hydrolase protein. NCBI's taxonomy places the organism in Eukaryota, Fungi, Basidiomycota, Exobasidiomycetes, Ceraceosorales, Ceraceosoraceae. Gene Ontology annotation, cellular component: cytoplasm. Gene Ontology annotation, molecular function: ATP hydrolysis activity; ATP binding; zinc ion binding. The record is from RefSeq and is a predicted model, not a curated record. Bases 188 to 1681 code for a protein of 497 amino acids. The transcript has 3 exons. Gene Ontology annotation, biological process: nuclear-transcribed mRNA catabolic process, nonsense-mediated decay.
ACUGGGAGAGACUACGCCUGAAUGCUACAAUUGCGGAACCAAGAACGUCUUCUUGCUAGGCUUUAUUCCGGCGAAAAGCGAGACUGUGGUCGUUCUCCUCUGCAGGUGAGCAUGCUUCGCUACAUCUAGUUGUGGUGACCCACACUGACGCCACGCGAGGUGAUGCAACAGACAACCGUGCGCUGCCAUGCCGGCAUCGAAGGACGUGGUGUGGGACGCAACGCAGUGGGCUCCUCUCAUUGAUGAUCGUUCGUUUCUCAGCUGGCUCGUCAAGGUCCCAUCGGAGGCCGAGCAGCUCAGAGCAAGACCUGUGACAUUCAGACAGAUGAACCGUCUGGAGGAACUCUGGAAGGAGAAUGAGAGGGCGACAGUGGAAGACGUAGAUCGACCAGGAGUUGACGAAGAGCCACCAGGCGUUUUGCUGAGAUACGAAGAUGCGUAUCAAUAUCAAAACAUCUUUGGCCCUCUGGUCAAAAUCGAGGCAGAUUUCGAUCGCAAGCUCAAAGAGAGCCAGACCCAAAACGACCUAGUCGUGCGUUGGGAUCAAGGUCUGAACACGAAGAAGAUUGCGUGGAUGAAUUUGCCCCGCUUGGAGAGCGGUGAGGUGAAGCUCGCAGUGGGGGAUGAGUUGAAACUUAGGUACGCCGGCGAGCUCGCAGCACACUGGGAGGGCGUCGGACACGUCAUCAAGGUACCGAACAAUCUCUCCGACGAAGUGGCCAUUGAGCUGCGUCGUAAUGACGGCGUUCCGGAUUGGUGCACGCACAAUUUCAGUGCCGAUUUUGUCUGGAAGAGCACCAGCUUUGACCGCAUGCAGACCGCGAUGAAGACUUUUGCGGUCGACGAGCAGAGCGUUAGCGGCUACAUCUACCACAAGCUGCUCGGACACGAGAUUGAGCCUGUCACUCUCCGCACGACGAUGCCCAAGCGUUUCAGUGCACCUGGUCUUCCGGAACUCAAUCACAGCCAGGUUGGAGCAGUCAAGGCGGUCUUGCAGAAGCCUCUGAGUCUCAUUCAAGGUCCUCCAGGAACCGGAAAGACGGUCACCUCUGCUACCAUCGUCUAUCAGCUGAGCAAGAUGAAUCCUGGUCCAGUGCUUGUCUGUGCUCCCUCAAACGUAGCUGUCGAUCAACUGACAGAGAAGAUCCACGCCACGGGUCUCAAGGUCGUUCGGCUGACUGCCAAGAGUCGAGAAGCCAUCGAGAGCCAUAUCAGCUUCUUGACACUGCACGACCAAGUGGCAAAUAACGACACGCACAUCGAGCUUCAGAAGCUGAUCCAACUUAAGGGUGACCAAGGAGAGCUGAGCAGCAGCGACGAGCGCAAGUACAAGGCUCUCACGCGCGCUUGCGAGAAGGAGAUCCUCAACACGGCCGACGUCAUUUGCUGCACCUGUGUUGGUGUUGGCGAUCCUCGCCUUAGCAAGCUCAAAUUCAGGACUGUCCUCAUCGACGAGGCUACUCAGGCUGCGGAGCCAGAGUGCAUGAUUCCCCUCGUCUUUGGUUGCAAGCAGGUCGUCUUUGUCGGUGAUCAUCUCCAGCUUGGCCCAGUGAUCAUGAACAAGAAGGCGGCGCGAGCAGGUCUUUCUCAAAGUCUUUUCGAGCCGAUCCUCGCCGUCUCAAUGUUGCCCUCACGCGUGCGCGUUACGGUCUCGUCAUCCUGGGAAAUCCCAAAGUGCUGAGCAAGCAUCCGCUCUGGCACUAUCUGCUCGUGCAUUACAAGGAGAAGGCCACUCUGGUCGAAGGCGCACUGUCGAACUUGCAUCCGUCUAUGAUUCAAUUCAGCAAGCCGCGUCGCCCUCUGCAAAAACCAGGCGAUCUUUCGGCACGUCAUCAUCUCGACGCGGACGGUGUUGUCGCUGGGCCGAACA